CCUCUGCCAUGCGUGCGUGCGUGUUCGGUUGAGUACGCGAGUAAUUGAUAGUGUGCAGGACGUUUGUUUGAAAAUCAUUAUCACCAAGUCGAUCCGUGAUACCAGUCGAGCUGUUUUUUUUCAUUAAUAACAAUAUUAUUAUUAUUUUCACUUGUCAUUUCACCGUUUUCCGCUGUUGUACGUACCUGAAGAUUCGACAUCGUCGGAAUAGUAUCGCGACGUCGACGAUUGGAGCACACGUCUCCUUCGUUAUUGUUCAUUCACUUACUUUUGUGCGGACAUUGGUGUACCGUACUAUAACCUCCACUUUCACUUCACUAAUCAUGUAUGGUCUCUAGUCGCUAUAUUAUAUUAACCAUAAGGUCCAUACCUAAUAAUAUUAUACACAUUGGUGCCCAAUCGUUGUUAUCCGUCUCCGUGUGCAUACACCGUACAAUAUGGAAAAUGCUUAUUUAUUGUCAGCUUUCAAGACAAUAUCCUUUAUAUAUGAUGUCAUAACAUAUCCUGUGUAUUUAAUAUUACAACAGCCAUGGAAUAAGAAGCAAAAGUCCAAGCAAAUAAAAUCUGAUAUUACCAAAUUUGAUGAUAACACAAUUAUCAUUAAAACCUUAAGUAAACCCACAUCGAAUCAUCUUACUUUAGUCAAAGAUAAGAUAGAUACACUACAAAAAGUAUUUCAGUAUGCUGUAAAUAAAUAUGCUGAUUCAUAUUGCCUUGGAACUAGAGAUGUACUUGCUGAAGAAGACGAAGUGCAGCGAAAUGGAAGAAUUUUCAAAAAAUAUGUCAUGGGAGAUUAUAGAUGGAUGACAUUUACAGAAGUGGACAAGGCAUCUGAUAAUUUUGGAAAUGCUUUAGUAUCUUUAGGUCAAAAGCCUAAAGAAAAUAUAGCAAUAUUUGCUGAAACAAGGGCUGAAUGGAUGAUAUCUGUUCAAGGUUGUUUCAAACAAAAUAUACCCGUUGUAACAUUAUACGCGACCCUUGGAGAAGAUGCAAUAGCACAUGGUAUAAACGAAACUGAGGUCACUAUUGUUAUUACUUCACAUGAUCUGUUACCAAAAUUUAAAAAAAUUUUACAACUCACUCCUCGAGUUAAAACUUUAAUCUACAUGGAAGAUCAAUUAGCAAAGACAAACACCAGUGGCUAUAAAGACGGAGUUGAAAUAAUAUCAUUUAAAUCUGUUUUGAAAAGGGGGUCAGAAUACACAGUUACAGAAAACCAUUUACCAAUAAAGAAUGAUAUAGCAAUUGUUAUGUACACUAGUGGAUCAACAGGCACGCCUAAAGGUGUUAAUCUAUCACACACUAAUCUUAUAUCAACGCUCAAAGCUUUUACUGAUGCUAUUAGUAUAGAUUACAAGAGAGACGUAUUUAUGGGAUAUUUACCAUUGGCACAUGUUUUUGAAUUGCUUGGAGAACUUGCUUGUUUAUUAUGCGGAAUUAGAAUUGGAUAUUCCACACCAUUAACUAUGAUUGAUACAUCUAGUAAAAUCAAACGUGGAACAAAAGGUGAUGCAGCUGUAUUAAGACCAACCCUCAUGACUGCAGUUCCUCUCAUAUUAGAUCGUAUCUACAAAGGCAUUAAUGAAAAAGUUUCUAGUGGGACGACAUUACAAAAAACAUUAUUCAAAUUUGCAUUUGAAUAUAAAAGAAAAUGGAUGGAACGUGGAUUUCAAACUCCACUAAUUAAUUUGUUAGUAUUUAAAAAAACAAGCGCAUUAUUGGGAGGUCGUAUACGUUUCAUUCUGUGUGGGGGAGCUCCUCUGUCACCAGAAACUCAUACUCUUAUCAAAAUUUGCCUAUGUGAAAACGUUCAACAAGGUUAUGGACUAACUGAGACUAGUUCAUGUGGAUCUGCAAUGAGCCGAGAUGAUAUGUCAACGGGUCGAGUAGGAGCUCCACUAACGGUUAAUGAUUUCAUGUUAGUCAGUUGGGAAGAAGGUAGCUAUAGGAUAACAGAUAAACCAUAUCCAAGAGGCGAGCUUAUUAUAGGUGGAGACAACAUAUCACCUGGGUAUUAUAAAAAUCCUGAAAAAACUAAAGAAGAAUUUUUUGAAAAAGAUGGCAAGUGGUGGUUUAAAACUGGUGACAUUGGUCAGUUGGAAGCCGAUGGUGCCAUUAAAAUAAUUGAUCGUAAAAAAGAUUUAGUAAAAUUGCAAGGUGGCGAGUAUGUGUCUCUUGGUAAGGUUGAAUCACAACUCAAAACCUGCCCAGUUGUUGAUAAUAUAUGUAUUUAUGGAAAUCCAUUUCAUAUGUAUACAAUUGCAUUGGUUGUUCCGAACAGACAUCACUUGAUAGAUAUGGCUAAAAAAUUGAAUAUUGAAAAUGUAAAUGAAAUUAGUAUUGAAGAGUUGUUUUCAAAUAAGGAGUUGGAGAAAGCAGUUGUUGAUGAGUUGACUGCCCAUGGUAGAAAAAAUAAACUUGAAAGGUUUGAAAUACCUACAGCAAUUAUAAUAUGUAAUGAUGUAUGGACACCAGACAAUAAUCUAGUGACAGCUGCUUUCAAAAUCAAACGAAGAGAAAUAUAUGAUAAAUAUAAAGUUCAAAUUGAUAAAUUGUACCAAUUUUGAUAACUAUUAUUAUUGGAAAAAAUGGAAGACCAAAAUAACAAAAUUUUAUAUUACUUUUAGAGUAUGUUUAUUUUACCAAAAGCAAUUAAUUAAUUUUAUAUUAAUAGUAUUUUAGGAUGUAUACAUUAAUAAAUAUGUUGUUAUUAAUUCUUGCAAGUUUAAUUUUAGUUUGAUACUUCAUCCCUGUACAAUGUUACAUAACAUUUUUGUGUAAUAUUGUCUAUCAAAACUUAAUUGUUGUCAUUAAUGGCUUCAGAUUUGUUUGUGUUGAUAUUACCAUUGCAUUGUUGUUUUGUUUGCUCUAUUUGUUCAAAUUGAUUGUGGUUACGUAAAAUACAAUUUUUUCUACGUUCUAAAAAAAAAAAUGAUUAUUUAUAAUUUUGUUUUUAAAUAUUUUACAUAUUAUAUGCAUUUGAAAGUAGUCACUAAUCAUUUAUGACUCUAAUAUUGUUAAGCGAUAAAUAACAAAUGUGUACAUUAAAUAUUAAAAUUUAUUAUUUGUA
Acyrthosiphon pisum (pea aphid) is the source of this 3070-nucleotide messenger RNA. It is a transcript of the gene Acsl, whose product is annotated as Acyl-CoA synthetase long-chain. Gene Ontology annotation, biological process: neuron differentiation; long-chain fatty-acyl-CoA metabolic process; long-chain fatty acid metabolic process. The record is from RefSeq and is a predicted model, not a curated record. Gene Ontology annotation, cellular component: endoplasmic reticulum; lipid droplet; plasma membrane. The transcript is spliced from 13 exons. Lineage: Eukaryota; Metazoa; Arthropoda; Insecta; Hemiptera; Aphididae. Gene Ontology annotation, molecular function: palmitoyl-CoA ligase activity. The coding region runs from base 438 to 2567 and encodes 709 amino acids.